UCUCGUCGGCCGACGGAUUUUAUCAAGUCGAAAAAAAGCUCAACUUUAAGAAUCAAGGUUAAACAAUAACCUAAGUUACUUUUAAGUAUUUAAGCUCGAUUGAACACGGGGUGAGUUCCGAGAGACCUACGGGCUAAUUCGGGGAAACCGGAGAUCUGACUCGCGUUAUCUAUCAGCGUCUUGAGUCUCUCAAACUGCGAUUGAUCUACGCAAUUCAUACAGAUAACGUCUUGCUUUUCAUAUCAAAAUCAAGAUAUUUCACAAUGCUAAAACGCAUGAAUUUACCCCGGAAAACCAGGAAAGCCACAAGUACUCCUACUCCUACUCCUGUACCUCUCAUCAUCACCAUCUCCCGCUGUCCGCCGCUACCCCUGGAAAUAUGGACCGAGGUCAUGCGUAUACUCGUCCACGGCGAGGACCUGCCAGAACUUUGGGCGGGCUUACGUCUACUCUCUCAUACGCUGAAGGCAGCGCUCGAGACUGCCUUCGUGGAUGAGCACCUGUUACGACUGCGCGGGUGGCUGUACGUGCGUAAUUCAGACCCCCUGGCUAUGCCGCGUCCGUGGGGCGGAAGCGGCAAUAAUCUAAAAUGCAUCGUAGCUUUGCCUCUGGUACUAUCACGGUUAUCACCUGACCGGCAGCGCGCGUACUUCGUAUCGCAGCUACACCAGGACAAUCCAACUUUGAAAGCGAGCUUGCUAUUCGUGGAAUGUGGAGAUGAAACGGUGGUAGCAGAAUGGCUGCGGUCGGCUCACGGGAUGCCGCCGCCAAGCAGCCGCGCCACCGAAGCACGACUGCGAUUGACGAUCGGCCGAGACUGCGAGUGGACGCAUUGGAAACACCACGUUAUUGGCAGCGAUAGAUUCGUAGUUGAAUCGCAGAAGAUCAUCCUGGAGGAUACUUACGAAGGUGAGAGUAAGGAUGGAGGUGAUGAGAACGAGAGAAGAGGGAGAGGGAAGCAGAAAGGAAAGGCGGCGCAUGCGAUUGGGCUCGAAGUUGAUCGUACUAAAUGCGAAAUCUCGUUUGAGUGGACUACCCUGAUUAGCUCCUUGUUCGCUAUGCCACGUAGAACGUUCGGUGAAGCGCUCCGGAGCUAACCAUCUCCUGAAAUCCAACUUUAACGCAUGGAGAUGGUCCACGGACUUGAAGGUUUAAAAGGUAACCAAUGGAACAAGGGCAAGGUAGAAGACUUACAGUUGAAAUGUAUAUCCGCAGUACUGCUGUUGUUGAUAAUGAUAUAAGCGUUGACCUUAAAGCACCUCAACAUCUAUCGAUAAACGAAUAUCGUGAAAAUACAAGUAAAUAAAACACGAAAUGGUAUGUAAGUUAAUCUCAUCCCAUCAGUUAAAUCCCAACAAGUCAACAUGACACGAUGUGUCUACAUAAAUCAUACGUUUUGUUACCAUGCAGGCUACUAACCCAUCCACCGCAUAUAGUUCGUAGAAACUGGGUAAAAUAUAUUCUUACUAAGUCAUAAGAUGUCAGCAGUUCUCUCAAAGGUCGAUAUAAUUAGCAAGAAUAUAUGGAUCAGUAAACUAGUAUUUAAAAAUACCAUACUAGAGAAUCUAGAAGAUCGGGGAUUCCGUCUAGUUCUCUCAUAAGUAGUACAACUUAACCACAAUUCCAGCCGUAGAUUUCGUCCCCGGUGUUGUAUACAUUAAUAAGGGGGUUAUAGGGAAAUAUACUCGCUGGUGGAUGCACCCCAAGCU
Messenger RNA from Daldinia decipiens, 1709 nucleotides. RefSeq lists its product as uncharacterized. NCBI's taxonomy places the organism in Eukaryota, Fungi, Ascomycota, Sordariomycetes, Xylariales, Hypoxylaceae. The record is from RefSeq and is a predicted model, not a curated record. The transcript has a single exon. Bases 264 to 1097 code for a protein of 277 amino acids.